This is a messenger RNA of Portunus trituberculatus (swimming crab), 1306 nucleotides long. It is a transcript of the gene Coq5, whose product is annotated as ubiquinone/menaquinone biosynthesis C-methyltransferase UbiE-like. Gene Ontology annotation, biological process: ubiquinone biosynthetic process. Lineage: Eukaryota; Metazoa; Arthropoda; Malacostraca; Decapoda; Portunidae. Gene Ontology annotation, molecular function: methyltransferase activity. The coding region runs from base 188 to 1141 and encodes 317 amino acids. The transcript has 7 exons. The record is from RefSeq and is a predicted model, not a curated record.
CAAAACUCGGACCACAGGCGGCAGAAGGCACUCGAGGCGCUCAGUCACGUGAAGGUACCAAUAUUAUUUGAUUGAGUGCUGAAAACAAGACAUCGAAACACUUAGCACGUGAAGGAAGAUUGAGGAGAGUAUUCUAAGAAGCUAUUCCAGGCAUCAAAGGUUCCAGUAGUAAUAAGGCAGCGUCAGGAUGUGGCCAGCGGGUCGGCGGGUGGUGAGUGUGGUGCCUCGCCUCGCCCUCACAGCGGCCCGGUGCACCGCCACGGCCUCGGGGCACGCCAAGGGAGAGUACUCCACUGACAAGGAGACUCACUUCGGGUUUAAAAAUGUGUCAGAAGAGGAAAAGGCACAGAAAGUGCACCAGGUGUUUGAGAACGUGGCUGAUAAGUAUGACCUGAUGAAUGACCUCAUGUCGGGGUUCAUUCACCGGGCGUGGAAGGACCAGUUUGUGUCCCGCCUGCAGCCCAGACCCCACACCAGGCUGCUGGAUGUGGCGGGUGGCACAGGAGACAUUGUGUUCCGCUACAUCCAGCACCUUCACCAUGCCAGUGGGGGUUCUAGAGUAGGUGCUGCAGCCCCUCCCAAGUACGCCACCACUGACAGCAGCACCAGCGACAGUAGCAGUGACAGUGAUAGUGAAAGUAGCCAGCGACUGUAUGAGAUCAGCGUGUGUGACAUCAGUGAAAACAUGCUGGGUGUGGGGCAGCAGCGGGCGAAGGCUCUGGGCCACCACGGCAUUGACUGGGUGUGUGGUGACGCCCAGCAGCUUCCCUUCGAGGAGGGCGAGUUUGACUGCUACACGAUAGCUUUUGGCAUCAGGAAUGUGGUGGACGUUCAGAAGGCGCUGGAAGAAGCCUACAGAGUGCUGAGGCCGGGGGGACGAUUCAUGUGUCUGGAGUUUAGCCACGUGAAAAAUUCUCUCAUGCGAUGGGCGUAUGAUCAGUACUCCCUCAAUGUGAUCCCCCCCAUGGGUCAGGUGGUGGCGGGGGACUGGGCCAGCUAUCAGUACCUAGUGGAGAGCAUCAGAAAGUUUCCAGACCAGGAAACGUUUAAGGAAAUGAUAGAAGAGGCUGGAUUUAGAAACGUGACCUAUGAGAACCUGACGCUGGGAGUUGCCGCCAUCCACAGCGGGUUCAAAAUAUAAGAGUUGAGGGAAGGAAAGGUAUGCACGCCAUUGUUGAUACCUCAUCGUCAUUCGUUAAUUUAUUGAUAGUUUGUAGUAUUGAAAUUUAAGCCACAAUGUACAUAAAUUUGUUACUUAAUAAGAUGGUAUUAUAUGUCCAGAAAUACACCAUAUUUGUACCACCAA